Paramuricea clavata is the source of this 16764-nucleotide messenger RNA. The record is from the annotation of a GenBank genome assembly. Lineage: Eukaryota; Metazoa; Cnidaria; Anthozoa; Malacalcyonacea; Plexauridae.
GAUAUUGCCCGGCCCAUCGGGUAAAAUAAGCAAGGCGGGCUGGGAAUCUGGCAGUUACGUUGGAAAGACCGAACCAGCGAAGUUGGCCGCAAGAUAGACAAACAUGGCUGAACUAACUGAGGUAUUGCAACUGUUUAUUUGCUCUUCUAAAACACAAUCUGUGUUAGGAGAGAGUUUUAAUGUUGCUUUUCUUUCUCCUUUAGUUACGAAGCGAUAGAACUGAAUUAAAGGAUCUUUUAGAGCAGGCUAAACGACCACGUGUAAGAGUCGUUCUUCAAAACGAACUCAGCUCGGUCGACGCAAAGAUUCACGAAAUUGAACGCCAAAGAUUACAAGAUGAAGUAGCUAGUAUGGACCACGAAGACAAGGAGAACCCUAGCAUUUCUGAUAGCUUUGAAAGUCGGCAAAAAACAACGAGAGAAGGUCGCGUUCAGCGAAGUAAAAUCACAUCAUACGGUAAGUAUUGAAAUUCCUAAAACGAAAGUCGCCAUAUAAAAUUUGAAUCACAAAACCUGUCCUUUACGUGUGUUUUUAAAAAUACGGCUAUAAAGCAUGCUUGCUUGAAUAUUUUAAUGUAGGAAUAAUUUAGAACGGAAGGUUUUAAGUUAGUUCAAUAGUUUUACUGUAUUUGAAUACGGAAAGCCGAAAUGGCUGAUACGUGCUAGAACGGAAAGGUUAUUCAACCAUGACCGCCUCGAGUGUUUGUUCAAAAUUCACAAGGUGACCUUGGCAUUAUUUAUAAUUUGUCCUAAAGUACAAUAUUUGGCGUGCUUGUUUGUUCCUAGUACAGAACAAUGAAUCUUUGUUCUUUUUUAGCUAAAGCUGUGCGUCUAUGAUAGUUUUGAUAGGCGAUUAUUUGGGCGUUCUAUUUUGUCUAUAUGACAACGUUUCGAACAAUUCCGUGUUGAAAAUAUUCCAAAAAAAUUCUGUUUGCGCGCUUUGUGAAUUGACGAAUUUCAAGUCUUUGGUUAUAAAUCAGAGUAUUCUUAAACCUUUUAUUCAAAAUGUACAAGUAUAUUAACAUGAAAUAACCCAAUAAAGACGCAAAAUUCCAAAUAUAGUUCAGCUUAGAGUGCGUGAUUUGUAGUGCGCAAAUUAUCAUGAAUCUUGCGCAUUAAUUUUUGCGUAUUAUUGAAUACUAACAAAUCUUUAGUGCAUGUUUUUGGCCAUAAGAAAAGAGGGAACUUUUUGGGGGUUGUUUUUGAGCAUUUUUGCUUAUGAAAUUGGAGACAGUUUAGAUUUCGUAUUGUUUGCCCCUGGGGUGUAACUAGCGUCAUUUUGAACAGUGUACCUUUCAUCGUAUAAAAGAAAUGAGUCCUUAGGACUUACUAGAGAAAAUUGGUUGGCUUUGUGCCUUUUGCAAUUUCCUGUUAUAUUUCUUAUGGCCUUUAAAUAUAGAACAAGCCUUGGCCUGUUUUUUUAUGGCUCAUAUUAUAUAUCUUGUUAGUGUUAAUUAAUCCUAGAUGUAGUGCAUAUAGUAACUCCAUUGCCAAUUCGGGUAAUGAGUUACAGAUUUAUACAGCAACCAUAUUGUAUGAUGGUAUUUAAAUGAUCAAUAAAACCAAUCUCAAGCAUACAAAGAUUCAAUAUGGCGGUUUUUUGUCUUUUUCACUUUGGCAUAGUUGUCUGAGGAAGAGUAUUUCACGGUUUCACCCCUGAGUUUAUGGGUUUGAUUCUCGCUAUGGACUCAAAAACAUUCUGCCAAAGGUUGUGGGUUUUCUCGGGGUGCUUCGUUUUCUGCCCACAGGAAAGUUGACAGGGUGGAUUAGGACAAACACAGUUAAGAAAGUAAUAUCACAAUUGUUGUAAAGAUAAAAUAGUCUGGGCUGAGUAUGUAAUUAGGUAAGCGUAUAAUACUUGACAUAAAGCAUGUUUUAUCAUAUCCACAGGUAAAUUUAUGCAAUAAAAAUGCUAAUCCUAAAAACUUCAUCAAUACAUUAAGUUGGAUUGUCAAUUUAUUCAUGAAGCAAUCAUUAUAAAUAUAAGUCCUGUUUUAUGCAAAUUUCUUAUGCCAGUCGACCCUGGUACCACCUUGAAUAAUAUAUUUAAAUUGAACCAUGUAACAUAAUUAGUUUCAAAGUUUAAUUUUGUUUCGACAACUUUGUAUGUUUAUGCUGAUAAAUUGGAAAGAAGAGUACACCUUGAAUAAUAUAUUUAAAUUGAACCAUGUAACAUAAUUAGUUUCAAAGUUUAGUUUUGUUUCGACAACUUUGUAAGUUCACGCUGAUAAUAUAAAUUGGAAAGAAGAACAAACACAGUUAAUAUAUUAGCAAAAGAAAAAAUCCUGGACAUCUUUGAUGAAGAUUAUAUGGAACUGUCGGUUUGAAAGUGUCAUAUUUUGUCAAGUCAUUCAGGUGUUUUAUAAAAAUCCCAAGUAUGAGCCAUGGGUUUUGUAUGGCAUUUUUUUUAUUAAAUAUCUUUACCAACUGCUUGACAUUUUUGCUUGAAAUCUGUGAAUGAUUACUUUGAUACUAUCUUUUGGCAAGUAUCCUUUUUGGCAUGUUAGACAAAGAUUAUAACUUGCAACUUUAGCAGUUUCAUAACGGCGUGUUGUUACCAUCAAACAGUCUCUGCCAUGAUGUAUGUGUGUCUGAACUACUUGAAAAUAUACGUCAAAUGUGGCCAGGUUAGGGUGUAAGUAGUAGUCUGAAAUAUGGUUUUGAACUGAGCUACCUCAAACAAAAUCUAUCUGAAGAGCAAACAGGCUCUUGAAAUACUGUUGAAUGGAUGAUAUGAUGUCCCAAAACCUUUUGAUUAAUUUUUCAAGUGCCAUAUGGUUGUGUCUGUCUGGCCUCUCGAACUUGAAACCUUUUUUUCAGGAGAUAUUUUAAAGCAACAUUCCUGUAAUAGUUUUGACAUGUUUUUGAAAGAUUUUAUCAGAAAUUCUUUAGAUAGUUUAGGAAGUUGAACUUCUCCCCAUGAACAAAUAGAAGUGAUCUCUGUACAAAACCACAACACUUAUCUUGUUUACGGAACUUCCUUUGUCUUGAAAGUGAGAUAUUUUUUGGCAAAGGCACUUUGUCAUGUGAGCUGUCACACCCUUUCACAUUUGAUAUAAUAUGAAUGGAAUAGUAUAGUUGUUCAAAUAGACUAACUUUAUACUGGAUAGCUCUAUCAGUUCAAAACUGUUCUUCCUAGAGGUCUAGCCCGGGUAAUCCCGUAUUGCUACAGUGCUAUACAACAAAAGUUUUGAAAUGAUUUUUUAAAAAUUCUCUCAAAAUGUUGACUAUUGUACAGUAUGGUGUCAAAGUACAAAUAUUGUAUAUUGAAGUGUAAAGAAACACAUGUUUCAUAUUUCCUCUUGAGAUAUGGCUUAUCUUAAUAAAACUUAAGAACAAUAAAAUCCUGUUGAUAUUUUGUCUUCAGUUUUAAUGUCUAAUCCACUUGGAUAUCAGAUAUCUUUGAGAUGGCAUCAAAUCUCAUUUUUCAAUGACACAACAUGAUACUGAUUAUCAAAAAUAUGUCCUAUUUUAUUUGGGAAAUUUUCUAAUCACAGUUUGACUGUUAAAGCAUCACUAAUCUUAUUUGUGCCUGUCAGAGAUUUGUGAUGAAAUAUAUAGCAUUGUAUUAUCAUAAUCUCUAAAUAUAUAUCUUAUUUCAUCCUAGAUUUCACUUAGGUCACACAGCUUGACUGUUAUAAUACUUUAUCUAAUUUAAUUUGUGCAGUAAUACCAGGCCUGUUCUCAUAGGAUGCUAGUUGUCUACAAGUGAACAAAAAUCCAUUUCCAGUCAAUUUGAAAACGUAAUCAUCAAACAAAUCCCUCUCGAAAAUCCAUGAUAUGGACUGAGAUCAGUAAAAAAUUUUGAUAGGUGAUGUUUCGAUUUCACAACCUCCUUCAGACCACAAGACUCCAAUAAACCAUUUGAAUAAAGACAAUAAGACAAUAUCUGUCUGUGUAUUGUCUAUUAAAUAUGGGACGUUUUCAUGAACACAAUAUCAAGACUUGGGUAUAUUUUGGUUGAGGUCACGUACAAGGUAGCCUGAGUGUCAGACGAAUAACGAAUUAUAUUCGUACGUACGAAUACGUACAAGGAAGCACAGAAAUUUCCUAUGGGAUGACUAAAAUCACAUGCAGCCGUAACUCAAUCCAUGUGGACCUAGCACCUCGCCUAGAAAUCCGUGGCUUACUGCCAAACAGUUGAUCAGCUUUGAUCUAAUUACCUCUUACAGUUUCCUGUUGUUGUGUCAAGCCUUGUUGAUUGCUCAGGAAGCCUCACUCAACACUUGUAUCAUCAGCAACACAAUAGUGCAUGCAUGCCUUUGGGUCACUGCAAGGUCACACGUAUGUCUCCUGUGGUCGCCAACCCCUGAGUUCAAACAAUGCUGAGGACAGGCCUAGGACAUAUGUUUCUCUUCCUCUCAACAAAAUCCAAAAAUAAAAGUUUCCUGUGUAAGUCGAAAAUAAAACUUCCCCCAUAUGUGUGAAUUUCUGAGAACGUAUUGGUGCGACACAUUGUGAUAAAACUUGAAUCUUGGCACAAGACAAUCUCGAAGUUUUUAAACAAUAAGUAAAUUAUAUGCCAUUCCAGUAAGAUGACAAAAAAAUUCCUGCAUGGUGUAAGAACAUUUCCUGCACAGAUAUUUUGAUUUAGAUUGAUGCUGCUAGCUCUCCUGAACAUUUUCCAACUCUGACUGAGGGCUUUAUGGAAAACACGGAAUCUGAGUCCCGCUAGUAAUAAACCAGAAAGGGAACAGACCUAUAUUAAGUUAGAUGGAAUCGUCAUUAGGAAACGGUCUCGUUUUCAAAAUCAUUUCAAAGCAUCGAAUCUUACACGAGUGUUUUGACUAUCUCUUAUUCUCAACGAUGAAAUUUUGAAUAGACAAAGUAAAACGAUAUAGACGAAAUUUUGAUCUAGACAAGAAGAAAAAAUCCAUCACCACAGCUAGAAAGAGCAUGUUUCUAGGAGAUCAUAGAUCAGAGAGUGCUUCCCCUGGCUUCCAGAGAGUACUCUGGUUUCCUCUUUUUGAAUGUGGGAUGGGCUGCUACUGGAUCUCUGAGCCGAACAGUCUAGUUGAGAAGAUAGAGCUAUCCAGAAUAAGUCAAAUCUUAGUUUGCAUAGAACAUUCUGCGAUGUGCGUUUGUGAUUGCAUAGAACAUUCUGCGAUGUGCGUUUGUUACUUAUACUGUUGAUUUUAUUUUGUUAUCUUGUCCUAAUCAGGUUUGCAGAUGUGCGCGAAAUGAUAAUAGUUUCUUUAUCUUUUGAGAUUAUGCUGUUUGAAUGCGCGCCGCGGUCACGAGGUCAGAGCGGUAGAAUAAAACGCGGAUGCGGGUAGACAUAGAAGCGGAUAGCGGAGGAGCGGAUAGACAGGGGGCGGAUAGAAAUGUCAAUAAGUUUAGCUUUUUCUAAUUGUCCAUAAAAACAAGGGCAUAGACCUUCGAUGGGGCUAUUGUUAUGUUAAAUAAUGUUUUUUGCCUCCUUCGCACAAUUAUACAGAAGCUCUAAGAUUGUUUGAAAGUCAUUAAGCAUGCAACAGCACAUAUAUUGCACAUUUUCUUUUUCGUGUGUUUCACACAUUAUUCGAUAUCCAAGUCAAUAUUCAAGCCAUUUUAAACUUUUGUUAGAAAUUGUUUUGAUAUCACGAUGUUUUUUGAAUCUUACACAAAAGGUACUGUGCCGUAAAAACUAGUAAGUGUGUUGUGUGAUGUUUGAUGAAAAUUACUUUAUGUCACGGAACGGAUACUCUUGGAACUCGUUUAUUGCUUGAACUGACUUUGAAAUGGGACACGUUCUGAGUUCAACUUGUUUUACCUAACUUGAUAUACUUAUGAUGUUUGUGAUGUCACUCUGAGUGUAUAUCCACACCGGACAAGCUUGAAAAAUAUGCCUGGGUAUCUAAAGCAACAGAAACCUAUCUUACUGAAUAGUAGAAAAUAGCAGUCCGAUGGUCUCUUUCUAAACUGUAUGUAUGGUAUAGUUUAGAAAAUAUUUUAAAUCUCCUGAAAGGUGAUCAUUUGGGGCCUGUUGUUCAAAGCUGGAUUAGCUCUAACCUUCGGUUAAAAUUUAACCUGCUGUUUUAGUUUAGGCCAAAAAAAAAUGUGGGUUUCCGGUUUCCCGACCCUACCUAGCUUUUGGACGUCGUAAUCCCGACCCUAAACUUUUUUAUUGGAUCAUGCUUGUAAGUGUUUCCACUUAGAGGAAAAUGUUUGUGGAAAAUUGAAAUUUGAGGCAAUAUUAGGGAAAUUUAUUUUCGGAAGUGGAAGCACUGACUAAAAAUGUCGUUCGCUUGUUCGGAAAAUUAAAAAAAAAGUUUAAAAAAGAAAGUUAAAACCGACCUACCCUACCUAUUAAGUUUUUAUAAGAAGAAACCGGAAACCCACAUAUUUUUUUUUUGGCCUUAUGUAUUUUUGCACGUCUGUUUAUUAGAAAAACUUUAGAGAAGAAAACUCCUACUGAUCCAGACAAGAUUUCUGAAGAAAUAAAUAAACAGUUGAAACAGUUUAUAAUCUGUGACCCCUUUUCAAAUAUGUAUAGUCUAAAUUUUUCCGGUUUUUUACACACAUCUGUUCCUUACAGACUGCACACUAAGAAACUCCACAAACAACAACAACGGUAGCAACAAUAAGGAAGGUCGUUUUCCUUGCCAAGCUACUGGCUGUUCCUACGUUUGUCGCUGGCAAUGUGAGAUGAAGGUUCACAUGAAUAAGCACACGAAGGAGAGACCGUAUGUAUGUGAUUGGGCGAACUGUGGCAAGAGUUUUGGAGACAAGAGCUCAAUGCGAACCCACUACAAUGCCGUCCAUUUGAAACUGAAAAAAUUUAAAUGCCACGUUAAAGGGUAAAUUACCAUACCUUUGUUUCGUUUCAAGGAAGUUUAGACAAGUUGGGCAGUUGUCAAAUGGGCCUCAAAAAGUUUAAAUAGUUGCCAAGACAGUUUAAACCAACCAAUCUCAAAACAGGUUUCCCAGUCAAAGAACAGCUUAUAACCAGUCUUGAAUCGGUGUUUAUUCAGGUCUAACAACAUGGAAAUGUCUCGAAACAAGUUUAGACUGGUUAAACUAGCUCUCUAAUCAAUGACAGGUUAAAACAGUUUUAACAGGUCCUAAAACAAGUUUAGAUAGCUCUCAAAACAGGUUUAGACGGCUCUUAAUAGAGGUUUAGAUAGCUCUCAAAACAGAUUUAGAUGGCUUUUAAAACAGGUUUUGUAACUGGAUGAUCAAUCUCUAUCACAGGUGCAGUCUGUCAUUCACGUGCGCAAAGAGUCGCAACCGUCACAGCAGAAAUACGAAACUACACGAGAAACUGUUCUCUGGGCAAUGUUUCCGCGACCAGUACAUGUGUGUGAACCACACCUCUCUACCUAAAGAAGAAAAACCGACGAAACAGGAACUCCCUGAAGACUUCAAGGGAGUCGAAGAGAGCCAUUUUGAAAAUGAACAAGUCCCAAGUCCAACCUCUGACUACGAGCCGAAAUUUUACCUGGAUUCCCCGAACCUCACAAACCCAAUGGGACUUAUGUUCCUUAACCACCCGAGUAUGUACCCGCGACGGGACUACUAUCUCUAUAAGGAUCUUUUCUCGAAGGCUCUCAUGAAGGAGUAUAGUAUGUAUGGUUACGGCUUGAGUGGGGCUGGAUUUCCUGGGUUCUAUCUCCCGGCACCCCGGGCCUCCGUCAUUAAGGAGAAUAAUUUGGGUAAGUUGAGUCCGAUGAGUGUUUAGGAUUGUAUGGGGAAUACCAUAUGAUCGUUUUUUGGUACCAAUCGUUCAUUAAAUGAACAUUAUUUGAAAGUAAAGAAGAUUUCUAACAGACUAACAUAUUAAUAUUUGUUUUUGAAUAAACGUAAUUUCUGAGUAAAUUGUACUAAUACUGUAUACCCGAGUAGUUUUACACGUGAGAGCAUCUCUUAUUAAUCAGUUGUGAGAUUAGUAUUACGAAAAGAAAAACAUUUCUAUACCGAGAUACUGCAACAAUUAUGAAUUAUUUCUGGACAUUUUCAAAACAAAAUAUACAACUUAAUCAAAUUUUAUGAUGUUGAGGCUACACUCUAAUUUAUUCAGAAUUUGUUCUAAUAUAAUUAGAAGGUAUAAUUACCGAUAUUUUCGCAUGCUUGAGCGUGUAAAACUAGUAUUAAAUUAACUCCUAACAUUUUAUGGAUAACAACGUAGUUUAGCCAGUUUUAUAUAUAUAUAUAUAGGUAGUUUAGAAGUAAUUAUUUUAACACUUACCCUUAAAUUUAACUAACUUAAUAACUAACUUCAAUUUUUUAUUAUAAAUUCUAGUAUUUGCAUAGAUUAAUUAAGUAGCUUAGUUUAGUUUAGUUUAGUUUAGAAAAUUUGUUGAUGGUAGCUUUGUAUUUAGUGUAGUUUUAGAAGGUAGUUUCAUGUAACAAGGCUAAUUGUCCAGGCAAGGGUAAAAAAAAGCACAAGUGCAACCAUUUAAAUGGACUAUAUUUCAACCGAGCUUUCGUGUGAUGAAAGUGUACUUUUAUACAUACAAGACUGGAUAUUGUACACAUGGAUACAAGAGGGUAUUUUGUUUGCUGGAAUGUACUAGUAUGUACAACGUAGCAAUAAUUUAGCCCUUGUGCAUUUUAUGAUCCCUUGCCAAAAGCAAGGCACUUUUUGGCAAAUGGUUUUCCACAAUGAAAUGAAAAUGGUUUGCUUGCUAUUGUAAUUGAUAUAUAAAAGAAUCAAUCUUUCAACAUCAUUUCAUUACGCUCUGAAAUUUCAACAUUUUAUAACUUUGCCAAAAAGUGUCUUGUGACUGACUGGCCGACAUUGCCUUUAGUAGUAAAAUUUAUAUAUUCAAUUUACCAUCAAGUCCUAAUGUAAGAUCUAACCGCAUGAUAUUAACAACGAUUUAACAUUUAAUACAUUGUUGAUGCUGUUUUAAUGCAUCAACUAUAUUAUUACUAUGAAGGACAACCCAUAUUGGGUAACAAAUACUUGGCUCCGUUAUUUUGGAGUCGGUAAGUUUAACCCAUAAUAACAUUUUAACAAAAAAAUAUUUGUAAUAAUAACAGUUAAGAAAUGUCGAAACCUAUUGCAGCCUAUUCAAAAUUCUGUUUAAAAGUUACUACUGUUAUGAUAAUGUAAGCAUAGAAUGAGGGUGUGAAACAAGUGUAACAAUGCAUUUACAUUUUAUGUGUGAAUUAAUAGGAUUUUAAUGUCGUUUGGAGAAAUGAAAGCGAAUUUAACAUAUAAAAAUGCUGCAAUAAUUCGUCAUUUCUUGGAGUUCUUUUCUUUUGAACUAUAACAAUUGAUAACAUUUAUUAAUAAUAAUAACAUUUUGUCAAAUAAUAUGUACUAACUUUAAUUACACUUUGUGCGAGUGGCCAAAAUAAUUUUAUUAUCAUUCAACAACAUAUAGCCAACGAAACAUCGAAUUUUAUACUAAUAUUCCCAAAUAUUAAGAAAAGUAUAGGAUUGUAGUUCGGAGUGAGUACCUAGUGAGAAUAUAACGAUUUGACUUUUAAAAAUUUAUUAAAUUUCAUAUUGUAGUUUUAACAUUGAUAUAAAAUUAUAGCCAUGUCAAUGUGUUUAGAAAGUAGGGCAACAUAUAGCCAUUUUACACAAAAGCUUCAUGGGAACAAACAUUUCGAGUUUGAGCAAGUUUAGAUUUUUAAAUGUUCUCUGAAAGCGUUACUGCGCAUGCGUAAAGUUUUGCAAUAGAAACCGUAGUCCAAACGUGAAAAUUUGUUCCCACCAAAGCUCACCAAAAUCUUUUUUAACAUGUAUUGCAGUACAAUGACCUUUAAUAUAUAAUCCUAGAAGGUCCGUUAGUCAUAUCCUGUAUGGGGAUUAAACGCAAGCCAAUGUUCAAUUGUUGAUUAUCCGUGUUGACUGUUAUAAUUUCGCACUGUCUCGGAUGUGUUAAGAAGCGGAGUAUUUCAUGCCCACAUUUUGCUAGCACAUGCCAAAAAUGUCCUCCAGAAUAAACCACAGAUGUUUGGCUGGGGAAAUUGUUGGCAAUCAAUGUAGUGGUAUGGAAGUUUCUUCGACCAAAUUAUCCUGUCUAAAUUCCUUAAAGACAUUCCAGAGCACAGCCCAGCAUUUCGCUUCAUUUUCAUUGUCCGAUAUUGUACUGAUUAUUGAUAAUAUUUUAAAAAGUGAAGUAUAACAGUCACCACACUUAAACUUUUAACGUUGCUUGCAAAUUAUAUAACCUUGAUCGAAAAGCUCAAUGAGUUUUAUUAAAUUGUAAGGUAGUGAUUUUAACUUGAUUUGAUAGCUAUUUUUAUAACGUAGGAAUUUUGUAAUUUAAAUUUUUAUUGCGGGGAAUUGAUUAGGGGAACUUUAAUUUAGAAAGUAGGUUUUUUAUAAAUUCGAGAACAAUUACAUUUUUAAGAAUCAUUUGUAAUGAUAUUUUUUAUCAAAUUAUAGUAAUAAAGCUUUUUAUAUUGUUAAUCACUUUGAAAUAAAAUUUUUAAUCAAACUGUUGUAUUUCGUUUAUCGUGUGAAUGAAAAACAAUGAAUUGCACAUUGCCACCGGUAACAGAUCACGAGCUUUGAGCAGUGUAGAACUUUGCUUUCAAUUUGCGCUAUUCCUGGAUGGCGUAAUUCGCAUUAUGUGCGUGAAUAUAGCGCACAAUAUGCAAAUUAGGGCCACAAGUUCAUUCUAUGCUUUCUGACUUUCAAACACUUAGAGCUUCUCUAGUUUGCGACUAGCUUUGUAAAACGGACAAUAAAACCUUUGGAAGGUGGGUUUCACUAAGCAGUAUUAUUUUAUAUUUCAAUUUUCGUGUUUCUGUGUUCAACAUUUCAAAAGUUGACCAGCACCAAUCUACUGCGCCGUAUUUAGCACUUAGAUUAGGGAGUUUACCGUUUACGACGCGCCGGCUCGACGACGCGCUUUCAAAACAAAGAAAUUUGUCAUGCGAGACAAAAACUGUGAAUAAUUCGUGGUCCCAGGGGUAUUCUCAACACAACGUUAAACAAGCAUUAUCACGUCUUUCAAGCAACGUGAAAGCUUAAUGCGACCCAAGAGGUGUUACUUGAAGUCGAAAUUACAGCAAAAAUUGCAUCGCUUUAGCCGAACGUAACAGUUUGUAAGGUUAUUUGAAAAAGCUUCAAAUAUUUAGAUACAGUAAUCAAAUUGCUUAGCGCUCAUUCUUGAGCUGAAAUUUAGACCGCGUCGUUGAGCCGGUCGCGUCGUAGAUCGUAAACUCUCUAUUAUACCGGAUAGCAUUCUGUAGCCGCGCUAAAAAUCACCUAUCCCAUACGGAAUGUACAACUUUCAGAAGCUGAGCGAAACAACAUCUCUCCGUUGUAAUAUCCUGGUGUGUUUUCAUGUCGUUACGAAGAGCUAUCCGGUACAAGUAUCACGUAGCCCUAUUAAAACUCGCUAGUACCAAAUUUGUGCCGCUCGUUGGUAAGUGCCCUUCAUUGAUAAGCAGAAGCAGCGGAACCUUUGAUGUAAGCAUAAGCAUAAACAGAAGAACAAAUGUUGCGUUCUUCUUAUGCUUACAUCAAAGGUUCCGCUGCUUGUGCUUAUGCUUAUUUCAUCGUGUUGUGUCGAUUGAAAUGCGCAAAUUAAUCAAAUUUUCUCGUGUCAUACACCAAAAUAGAAUUUGCAUAUGUGUUCCGAGGUAAAAAUAGAAUCCGUGAACUGGUGUCGAAGGAUGAUCAUAAAAUGAACGAAAAUAGUCUAGCCACCCUGUGUGCAUGAAUUCUUGUGUGGGGGGCAUUCAUUUAGUAUGUAGGCAAAAAUUGAACCCCCUCCCUCCCCCUUGUACGCAAAGAACAGAAACGAUACGCGAAAAUGGAAAAUUUCUCCCCCCCCCCCCCUCAGUUGUGUACUACUGAAUGGAUCACCCCUAUUGAUGGUUUGAAGACAGUAGCGUUACAGGAACGGUUGAAUUAAACCUGGAUCAAACCAUAGAUCAAACGAGGUUGCAUGAGAGUUGGUAGUCACGCAACCUUAGCUGUUCCUAAUGCUUUCCCAACACUAUCAUGUAUUGUCAAUUUGUCAUACCAUUUGCGCAAACGUUUACUUUGUUAAUCUAGAGCUUGAUAUGCGUGACAGUCAACUCUCAUCCGGGGUUUUAAUGUCUUAUUGUCUGUCGCUUUUUCAAAUCCGUUUUUCCGUUCGCUCUGCUCAAAGGUUGUGAUCUGGUUUUUUUUCUGGUGUUGAAUAGCCCCUUUGUUUUGUCACGGUCUUAUUGUAUUACCCGUGGUUUUGUUCAGAACAAUAAUCGAUUAAAGCGAUUAAACUUGACCUUGUUGCUAUUUAUAAGUUCCAAAGUGCUCAUUUCUUUCAACACGGGAUAGAGUUUAAAGGUGGCACCGAGCCAGUGAACCUGCCUCGUAAUGGAACGCGUCACGCGGCUGUGGGGCGAUUAUUUGAUUACCGAUCUCGUAGCCUGCAUGACAAGCAUCUACCCGCGAGACGGAACACCCGACUAGGGGAGGCGCGCAUAUUAUCCAAUGAGGUCGAUAUACCACUGGACUACCAAAAUUUUCCGGACUUAAAAAAUUUUCCGGACCAACAUGACCAUAUUUAAAAAAAUUUCGACCAAAAUAAGCAAGGCUUGCCAAUUUUUCACCACAUUUUUCCGACAUUGACAUUAAAUUUUAAAUUAAGCUAAUAUCAGUUCCAUUUUGACCAACUUUGAGCAAAUAAAUACCAGUUCCAUUUUGACCAUGCCAACUUUGACCAACGUUUGAAUUAUUGGGGGGGGGGGGUGUGUUAUAACCCCCCACACCCCCCAGUAGCGACGUCCCUGCUACCAUCUCUGUUCUACACGAGAAGCCUGAACAAACUCUGUAAUGCAGUUAGUCUUACUGAUCUCACAAUAGACCCUCCAUUCAUUCGGGAAUGAAUUAGCCAUUCCGAAGUUGAUGAGUGGACUGGGGACGAGUGUUAAAAAGUGCCCAAAUUAAGAAAUGAACCAAAUCACUAAAAAGACCACCUCGAAAUUAGUAAGUAUACAAAGUUUGAAGACGUUUAGAUGAAUAUCCUUCGAAUAAUAAGCUUUCGAAAAUUGUGAAAUUACUGGUUAAAAGAUUGUUUUUGGGACGCGCGUCCCAAAAAACAAAAAUUACAGUACAUUUCAUAGUAAAUAUCGCGAUUUUCGAAAGCUUAUUAUUCGAAGGGUAUUCAUGUAGACGUCUUCAAACUUUGCAUACUUACUAAUUUUGAGGUGGUCUUUUUAGUGAUUUGGUUCAUUUCUUAAUUUGGGCACUUUUUAACACGGUAUCAACUUCGGAAUGGCUAAUCGGAACGUGCUUGGAAAUUUUGGUUUUCCAGUUGACAUUUGAGCACAGCCAAACAACAGCGCCCAAACGUACAAUUCCCUUUUUAAUCCCAGAUUAUAAUUUUUAAUAUUUUUAAUAAAAUUUUCAUCUUAUUUAAACUACAAACAUUUGUAUUAAAAUGUACAGAAAGAAAAGGUAAGAAUGUUCUCGGGAACAUCGAUUCCUCUUCUCCAUUAAUAUCAAGUUCAACUGAAAGAUUGUUUAAUAAGAAUUUUAAAGCCAAUUAAAUUAAAACACUUCUGCACUACGUAUGUUGCACAGCAGUUAACCUUCAACGACCCAGCGAGUUCACCUGUUCUCACUAAUGUAAAUAAAAAGUAUUACGAUUUUUACCUGUGCACGACCCAGCGAACCAUUAAACCAGCUCUGUCCAAUGUAAAUAAAAAUCGCUAACAUUUUUAUCUUUAUCGUUCGUCAGGUUUUCUCCAGAAACCUCAGACGGUCACAAUAUAUGUGGACCUUGCGAGCGUGGGAAGCUUACACCGAGAUCUGAUUCAAGUCGACUAUGGACGACGCAGUCUUAAUAUUGUUAUAAAUAACCUCAAUGGAAAAACGUAUGAACUUAAUCUACCAAACUUGGGAGGAGAAAUUGUCCCAGAAAAAUGCAAAUAUAAGGUAGGUUCACUUUAUCAGACAGUUCCCAGUUGUGUAUGUAUACAUGUGUAUUGAAACUCUGAAAGAUAGAAUGCUCGAUAUACUGUAUAGUCACAGAAUACUAUACAGAAGUCCAUCUCCAUUGUUUUUUGCGUAAGCGCUAUUUGUCAUGAUUCGUCACUCGGCAAGUACCGUAAACAAUGCUGUAAACAGAAGCAGUCACCCCCUGGACGUGUGGCAUUUUGAAUAUUUCCAGGGGGUGGACUGCUUCUGUUUACGGUACUUGCUGAGUGACGAAUCAUGACGAAUAGCGCUUACGCAAAAAACAAUGGAGAUGGACUUCUGUAUAGUAUUCUGUGAUAUAGUAGACUCCUGAGACGCGUACAUUAUCGUAGUUGAGUUGUGUUUUUACCUAAAACAUGCAACCUGCUUACAACUUGAGUUGUACUGUGUAAAUCAAGCACACAACUUGCCUACGUUGUCGUAUAGUUGAGUUGUAUGCUUGAUUUACACAGUACAACUCAAGUUGUAAGGGACCGGUCAUAAAGUAACUUCUAGGGUGGGCUGGAGUGAUUUGGGAUGGGCCAUGGAAAAUCUUUGGGCAGUUUCGAUGGGCCGCCAAUUUUUUUGUAUGUUCACGGUUGGGCCACCAAACAAAAACCCAUGUUAAUUAUAUAUUAAUAAAUUAAUAAUCAUGUUAAUUAUAUAUAAAUAUAUUAAUAAUAAAAGUAAACAAAACUAUCCAAAUUAUCAAAUGCAAAUGAUGCUAUUGAAGCCAGUACUUUGUUUUAUACAACAACAAGAAGUGGUCGAAUCACAGCUCAUGUAGUAUGAUCGUAAUUGGUGAUGAAUGUGUUGGUCAAGCUUGGUGGAAUUAUGUAUGUCAAUACAGUGCCGGUGUAUAUUUACAAUGUUCAUACCUGCAAGUUUUUUUUUUAUUAUAAAAGUGUAUUUUCCCAAUUUAGAUUGGGUGGGUGGGUCAUGAAAUAAAUUUGGUAAGAUUAGAUGGGCUUUGAAAUUUUUAUCUACAUCCUAAGAUGGGUCACCAAACUUAUUGGCAAAUUUUGUGAGUUACCUCCAGCCCACCCUAGCAGUAACUUUAUGAUCAGUCCCUAAGCAGGUUGCAUGCGAUGGUUUUAGGCAAAACUUGUGUAGUGUAAAUCGUCCUUUCGAGAGGCAGACUUGGAGCAAGUGUAACCUUGUGUAACCGUCUCUCUGUAGGUCAAGCCCAACACAAUUACAGUGAUAUUGAAGAAGGCGCGGGAUGGGGACUGGGCAGGAAUCUCUGCAACGGAAGUGAAAGAAAAAAAAGCGAGGGAAGAGAAAACAAGGUAAAGAUCCUGGGAACGAGGUUUGGUAAAGUCACAUGACUUGGAUUAAGCUAUUCAGGAAACUGUUCAGGAAUUGUCAGAAAAAUAUAACCCACUGAUGUGGUUACUAACUCGUCGAUAGUGCAUGUGUCAUCCAUCUUUGCGACUGGGGUAAAAUUCCUCUAGAUAUGCUGUUGUAUGUCGGUUAUAAUAUCGCCUCUACCAAACACAGUAUGUUUUUUCUGGGCACCUGUGUCCUAGCAGUAGCACACUAUAUCAAUUAAUGUCCAUUUCCACACGGGAAAAUUUUCCGCAGAAAGAAAAUUUUGUAAAUUCUCCGUCGGAAAAACAUUUUGAAGUUGAAAAUUUUCAACUUUUAACAAUGAUAUUUUUGGAAAAUUUUCUGUCCGUGGAAAUUUAAUUUUCUUGAGUGGAAAUGGGCCUUAAGAGAGUACUCUUUCUAGAAAGAGAAAGAAAAGCUUACAACUGAUAGAGCUAUCCAAUAGAAAUAAACUAGGAUUAGUUUAAAUUCUCCUCUCUGAUAAGUGAUAACACUGGACCAACAAGGGUGAUGACUUUUACUGGACCAGAGAGAGCAGUUUAAAACAGUUAGUUGACACUGGAACAAUCAGUGAUGGCUUUUACUGGACCUCUUGGAGGAAUCGUUUAGGAGAACUGAUUCUAUCUACGCACGUAAAAAUCUCACAACUUGUGAACAAGAUGUGUUCGCAACAGGCUUGUAGCAAGCUUGUCAGCAAGUUGCAACAAUGCUGUUGUUUCAUCAAGUUGCUACAAGGUUGUCACUCACAACUUGUUGACAAAUUGUUGAAUUUACGGCCGUACGGUAACAAGCGGAUGGAGCAACUUGUAACAAUUCGGUUGAGCUCAGCAACCUUGUAGCAAGUUAUCAACAAGCCGUUGACAACUUGUCAACAAGCUGGGAACAAGCAGUGCGAACACAUCUUGUUGACAAGUUGUUGGAACAGCAUUGCCACAAGUCUGCUGCAGGUUUGCUACAAGUUGUGCGUUUUUACGUGUAUAGUAUAGUUUUGUUUAGUUCGUUAUGCCUUUCAGUAAAUGUGUGUCAACCUCGUACUCAGGGUCUUACCUCCGCCCGCCCUUUCCAAUGUUUCAGAAUGGGCGACUUGGACAAAGACAAAGAUCCAUCAGAAAGUCUGAUGGACCUGAUGAAGAAAAUGUACGAUGAAGGUGAUGAUGAGAUGAAGAGAACCAUAGCCAAGGCCUGGACAGAGUCACGUGAGAAACAAGCUGCUGGCUCGAUGAUAUAGAAUGCUUGGUACAUGAUGCAUAUUUAGGAAAUACCAACACAUUUAGGAGAAUCAUAUUUAUUGUAUGUUGUUUUAAUGAAACUAGGUUUAUAUUAUUGCGACAUUUGUUAACUUAUAACUGAUGUGUUCAUUUGUGAUUAAAGAAAGGGACGCAAAAUACUUGAUUAUCAUAAAGAACCUGGCGAUGCUUAUGUUUUUAGGCUGACCAGAAGUUCAGAACAUAUAUUAUAAGUGUUUUAGCACAAAACACAGCAGCUUUUUGCAGAAUACUACCUACACUGGGCCUCCACGUGUGAGAUAUCUUUUCUUUUUCAGGUAGUUCAGACACAAACCACGAUAGUUUAUUGUAGAAUACUACCAACACUGGACCACCA